AUCGCAAUUCGAGGGCGGGUCCUUGGGCUAUAUAAAGGAGCCCCGCAGUACGAGAGAUCUUUCCGAGGGAGGUAAGCGAGGAAGUGGGGUUUUGGGUAGUAGUAGCCUGGAUGGGGCAUCCGGGAGCGGCGGCCGGGAGUGGCGGGGGUGUCGGGCGAAAGGCUCUGGGCGAGGCCUUAGGAUCCUCCUUUUCUUGGCGGGGAUCGGGCUUGUGGUACCGCUCCCCGUAAUGUAUGGAGGAAGAGGGAAAGGGCUCUGGCCCCCUCGGCGUCAUGUCUUCGGUGCCGGCGGCUUCCCAUCCGCUGGUUCUAUCCUCAAGCGCCGGGACACCGGGAAUCUCGGACCGGGACAACCGAGAUCCAGCUGGCUCCUCCAUGGGGGUGCUCACAUGUUCUCAUUUGAUUUCAGGUCUGCGGACGCUGUAUCCCCUCUUCUACUUCCCGCUGCAGCCAAUAAAGGCCGUUCCUACCAUAGUCAGUCUGUGUCCGCGUUCCUUUUUCCGAGACUGAAGAGUUCGGGGAAGCUGUAUGCCGCCUUUCGCUACGCGGAAUUUGCAGAUCUUCCCCUGGACCUCGGGCCUCUGGAUGGAGUAGGGUGGACGCUUCACACAAGGUUCUCUGGUCGAACUUAACUAACCUCCAGAUGGCUGCGCUGCGUCGAAUGCUCCACUUGCCGAGCCUGAUGAUGGGGAUGUGCCACCCCUUUCCGGACUCACUGGCUGGUAGCUGCCUGGCGGACCGCUGUCUCUGGGAUCGGCUGCAUGCCCAGCCCCGUUUGGGCACUGUCCCCACCUUCGACUGGUUCUUUGGAUACGAGGAAGUCCAGGGGCUCCUACUACCGUUGCUGCAGGAGGCACGGGCUGCCACUCCUCUGCGGGUGCUGGAUGUGGGCUGUGGGACCUCCAGCCUAUGUACAGGCCUCUACACCAAAUCUCCACACCCAGUGGAUGUGUUAGGGGUGGACUUUUCUCCUGUGGCUGUGGCCUACAUGAACAGCCUCCUGGAGGGUGGCCAAGGCCAAACACCUCUAUGCCCUGGGCACCCUGCCUCCAGCCUCCACUUCAUGCACGCCGAUGCCCAGAACCUGGGGUCUGUAGCUUCUUCAGGCUCUUUCCAACUACUGCUGGACAAGGGCACCUGGGAUGCUGUUGCCAGGGGAGGUCUGCCUAGGGCUUACCAGCUGCUAUCAGAAUGCUUGCGGGUUCUAAACCCUCAGGGGACCCUAAUUCAGUUCUCGGAUGAGGACCCUGAUGUGCGACUGCCCUGCCUGGAACAAGGGUCCUGUGGCUGGGCUGUGACUGUGCAGGAGCUAGGCCCUUUCAAGGGCAUCACCUACUUUGCUUACUUGAUUCAAGGCUGUCAUUAAAGACAUUUUAGUAGUCCUAA
This is a messenger RNA of Rhinopithecus roxellana (golden snub-nosed monkey), 1385 nucleotides long. RefSeq names its product citrate synthase lysine methyltransferase (gene CSKMT). The transcript is spliced from 2 exons. NCBI's taxonomy places the organism in Eukaryota, Metazoa, Chordata, Mammalia, Primates, Cercopithecidae. The record is from RefSeq and is a predicted model, not a curated record. Bases 643 to 1365 code for a protein of 240 amino acids.